This is a messenger RNA of Exophiala oligosperma, 2640 nucleotides long. RefSeq lists its product as uncharacterized. The record is from RefSeq and is a predicted model, not a curated record. Lineage: Eukaryota; Fungi; Ascomycota; Eurotiomycetes; Chaetothyriales; Herpotrichiellaceae. The transcript has 2 exons. Bases 1097 to 2389 code for a protein of 430 amino acids.
UGCGGCGGGCGAACACCAUGUCCGAAUCAGAGCUGGAGAUUAGCAUUCCUACCUGGAUCAAAGGAUUGGUCUGCGGAAUACUCCGUAAGCUUUCAUAGGGUGGUCUUUGUCUGGAAAGGACUGGAACGCCACCAAAGCGCCACGGCGUUCCAUGAACUCGAACUCAACGUGGUAACCUCUGGCAUUUGGGGGUCCCGCUCCCUUGAUGCAUACCAGCGAAAAAAAGAGGUCUGGUGGAGUAUCAACAACGGACUCAUCCUUUUGUUCGCACAUUUUGCUAACGCCGACUGGUAAAUAUGCCGCCGAACUUGCCUGGGAAGGUGACUUUGGCUCUGGAACCGCGAGCUGUUGCGGAGCGGAGGGACAUAGGGCAUUCUCGAUACGGAGUACAGUCAAUACUGUCUUGCCAUCGAAUCUUCCAAGGGCCGCAUUUAGCAUUCCCAUGUGACGAUUAUUUCAAUCCUUCUCAAAAAACCCCUUUCAAAAGUCUUUGUUCGGUCCGCUUUCAGCUUCGGCCCUGGGGGAGAAUUCUCCGUACAUCCAGGUUCUUUUCUUUACUUCCAAUACACGAUACACUCUCAGCGUGAGACAUACUCAGUCUGCACGGAGAGAAUUUGAAGCUGUUAAGCGACGUCGGUCUUUUACCACCCUGAAACCCCCGACCCUUGCAAGUUCGAAUCCACAUUGGUGUGGAGGAAGAUCAAUUACAGUAGGAUCAACACCAGGGAUCCGACACGUGCUGCAAGUUAUAUCUCUUCCCGACAACCCAUAUCGGGAGUGAUCGACUGCACAUCACCCAGCACACGCUUAACGAUCCCUUGGGUUACGAACGGCUUCGACGAAGGCUUCACAGAGGUGUAGCUAGGAUCGCCGACGGACAUUGUUCGACCUGUAUCAUCGGCCUCAUUGAUGUGAAGACAGCAAGUACACCAGGAGUCUUCAAGACGCCGCCGGCGUCGAUGCUUGUCCCGAGUCCUUCUCAAAGGCUCAGGACGUCCGUUCGUUACUGAAGAACCUUCUUCUCGACACUCGUUUCAACAAUCAAUUCGACUCGACUCUGGCGGAAUACUCACUCUCACUAAGAAUACAAUCAUCCAUGAUGUCCCAAUCAGCAUCAGAUAUAUCAUCUUCAGACCCGAGGAGGCGAAGGCGGAGGAGGAAGAAUGCUCGCACAUCAUCAUCAUUACUAUCCUCACCCAAAUUAUUCUCACUUUCAAUAAUGAUGAUGCUCCUGUCGCUAUUGACACCCUGCUCAGCGGCGCAAGACACGCAAUCCGAAACGCUUGUGUACGAGUCACCGUCUCUAUUUGAACAACUCGAAGCCAGAGGGGAAAUAUUCAUCGACCGGUCCGACCGUCCGGCUCGACGAGACAGUCCUCUGCCGGUAUUUGUGGUACACAAGCGAGACGACGACAACGACGGGAACGUAGUCACUACGACGGUCUCCGUCCCGUCAGGAUCUGCCGCGACCAUCUCACCACCACCACCACCACCACCCGAUUCCGCACCAACGACACCGCCGUCGUUAUCCGACACCAUCGCCACCGACACCAACGCCAACCUCGCGCCGACGUUGGUCUCGACGUCCGUCUCGCCCAGCGUGACCGUGGUGACCACGCCCCUGCCGUCCCCCUUUGACACCUCGCUCGGUCAAAACUUUACGUCCUCGACGUGCCCCGCCUUCUUCUCGACCUUUCUGUCCAACUCGACCUUCCAAUCCUGCGUGCCCGUGUCGCUGCUGUUGCAGAACUCCAAUUCUUUCUUCCGGGCCAUGCGGUCGGCGACGCUGCUGACCCAGACCCUCGACGCGGCCUGCUCGGCCCCGCUCGCCCUCUGCGCGCCGCUCAUGUCCAGCCUCGCGUCGCAGCUCGUCUCCUCUUCCGCCUGCGGCGACGACUUCAAGGACCAGGUGGCCACCGUCACCCAGGCCUACGCCGGGCUGACGGCCUACGAACCUCUGUACCGAGCCACGUGCCUCCGCGACGCCGCGACGGACGGUUACUGUUUCACCGAGGCCGUCACCAACGCCACGACCCAGUCGGACAGUUACCCUUACUACACGGCCUUGGGACUCGCCAUGCCCAACGCCACCACCGGCGGGGGUGAUUCCGGCCCGGAUUGCACACAGUGUCUGCGAGACACCAUGAAGAUCUUCGCCGGUUACGCUCAGGACGUCAAUCAGCCCCUCUCGAAGACGUACCUGGGUUGCGCCACCCAGAUAGACGACACGUGCGGAUCUGGUUUCGCCGACGUCAACGUCAAGGUUGGAAGUGUCGACAAGGCCGAAAGUCAAAAGAAUGGUGUUGCAUCCACGAGGGAGGUGUCCACUCUUGCACCGGCCGUCGUGACUGCCGUGGCAAUCUUACACAUGGUAUUGUCUACACUGUAACAAAACAAAAGUCAUUGUGGUAGAUUUCAUGCCCGAGGGGAAUGAGUGUUUGGAUCGCGAAAGAAGGGGCACUCUUUGGUAUGAUUUAGCGACAUGUAUUGUGUAUACUGCUCUGUAUGGAUUUCGCAAGUAUUAGUAUGAAUGGGAACGGGAAACAGAAUACUUGGUACGGUUAUGUCAAAAAUGAAAUGAUAAAAGAGCGGAUUUAUUUAGAUGGUGCAAGAGAGAAAAAACAAAAAUCAAAAUCAAAA